UGUGGAUCAGGACCCCAGAUUCCCCAAUAACCGCCAGAACCCCACCACGUCAAAGGGCACGGCAGGCAGCUUCAUGAACUCCCCGACUCGAAGAUCCCGACUGUAAACAGCUCAUUUUCGAACUUCUGUCCACGGCCGCCUUGGAUCAGCAGGCUACUUCGCAAAUACUCCCCCGCAAGGUAUGCGCCCGCCAUUGCUCGUUCCCACCUUCAAGUGUCACUGUCCUCCUCCCUGAGGACACUCCUCUCUACCUCCUCGGACCUCCGAUCUCGUGCUACACAACCCACCACCUCCGACCUACGAGUGCGACGGAAUAUCAGAAAUCAACUCAAGCAACAGCAGCAACAAGAUGUCAGGACAGUCCUCAAUAGCCCUCAAAGAGGAGGGUAACCGCCACUUCCAAAAGGGCGAUUAUGUCGCCGCUGAGGCGUUGUACACCAAAGCAAUCCUCUCCGACCCCACAAACCCCCUCCUCUACACCAACCGCGCCAUGGCGCGCCUCAAAAUGUCACGCUGGGACUCGGUAAUCGAAGACUGCGAGGAAUGUCUCCGCCUUUCCUCCCUUUCCUCCUCCUCCAGUACCCCCGGUUCCAAGGCGCCGGGCAGCAAAAACUUCAAAGCCCUCUACUACCUCUCGCAAGCGCACCUGCCCUUGAAAAACUACGACCAGGCCGUUUCCUACGCGCUAGAAGCGCACAAGAUCUGUGCCGAGACGCAUGAUAAGAGCUUAGCGGCCGUGACGAGCCAAGUCCUGAAAUGCAAGAAGGAGAGGUGGGAGCAUCGGGAGAAGCUUCGGAGGAGGGAAGAACAAGAAUUGGAGGGGGAGGUGGUGGAGAUUUUGAGGGGGGAGAUGGAGGGUUUACUAAAGGGUAGUGAUGAUGAAGCCGAAAAGAAAGAGACGGAAAAAAUGUACGAGGACAAAAUCGAGAGGAUAAGAGCCGCCUUUGAAAGGGCGAGGGAGAAGGAAAACCAGAGAAGACCGAAUCCGCCGGAUUGGGCGAUUGAUGAUAUCAGUUUUCAGGUUAUGGUUGAUCCUGUUAUGACAAAAACAGGCAAAUCCUACGAGCGCGCCUCCAUCGAGGAACAUCUCCGAAGAAGCGAAACGGAUCCGCUGACGAGGGCACCCCUGACCAUUAAGGAUCUGAUGCCCAACAUCGACCUUAAGCACGCUUGCGAGGAGUUCCUGAAUGAAAAUGGGUGGGCUGUUGACUGGUAGGAGCGUAGCGAUGGUUCCUCUCGGUAGUGGUUUACGAUCUCCCCACCCACCUGGCCUUGUUUACUUGAAGAAUAUUCAUUGUUUUGGGGCGGUUCUUGGGGCUAGCAUUUUGUUCCAUGUUGUUAUAGUUACCUACUGCAUAGCAGAGCGGUGUUUCUGGGAGUUGUUAAGUUGUUUGUUUGUUCGGCUUAUCGGCUUAUAUAAGCGGGCGAUGCGUUCAUUGCCUUUUAAUCGUUAGCUCAAUCACAGCUGCUUCGUGGUUGUUCUUCUUUCUACCAUCUACUGUAAUUAUCAGAGCAAGAAGAACAUCGUGUUGGUCAACAACCCAAGC
Messenger RNA from Neurospora tetraspora, 1547 nucleotides. RefSeq lists its product as uncharacterized. The record is from RefSeq and is a predicted model, not a curated record. The transcript has 3 exons. Gene Ontology annotation, cellular component: cytoplasm. Gene Ontology annotation, biological process: cellular response to misfolded protein; proteasome-mediated ubiquitin-dependent protein catabolic process; protein quality control for misfolded or incompletely synthesized proteins. Gene Ontology annotation, molecular function: ubiquitin protein ligase activity; protein-folding chaperone binding. Bases 350 to 1216 code for a protein of 288 amino acids. Lineage: Eukaryota; Fungi; Ascomycota; Sordariomycetes; Sordariales; Sordariaceae.